Nannospalax galili (Upper Galilee mountains blind mole rat) is the source of this 4157-nucleotide messenger RNA. It is a transcript of the gene Sh3tc2, whose product is annotated as SH3 domain and tetratricopeptide repeats 2. Gene Ontology annotation, biological process: regulation of intracellular protein transport; regulation of ERBB signaling pathway. Gene Ontology annotation, molecular function: protein binding. The record is from RefSeq and is a predicted model, not a curated record. Bases 5 to 3940 code for a protein of 1311 amino acids. NCBI's taxonomy places the organism in Eukaryota, Metazoa, Chordata, Mammalia, Rodentia, Spalacidae. Gene Ontology annotation, cellular component: recycling endosome. The transcript is spliced from 17 exons.
ACCGAUGGGAGGCUCCCAAGGCUCCUCUGACUUGUGUUCCCAGGGGCCUUGGCCCCAGGAGGAUGGUGCACACAUGGGUGGCUGCUUCUGUAUCCCUGGGGAGCGGAGUCUGCCCUGGGGCCCAGGUAAAGAAAGCCGGUCCAAUGAUCCAAACACAUCCAGCGAGUGUAUAGCUUCAUCCAAAAACAAGGAAAAAUGUUUUCUGCAACAGAAUAUGAGUCAAGACCUGACUCUCUCAUUCUGUGUGAAGAGCCGCUCCAGGAAGGGUGUCAAUGCAUCUUUACAGGAGACUGUGCGCAGGCGUCUCUGGGCGCUGGAGAAUGAGGACCAGGAUGUACGUGUUCUGUUCAAGGAUCUCUCUACAAGAUUGGUGAGUGUCCAGUCCCAGAAGGACCAGUUCCUCAUCACCUUCAAGACCAUGGACGAAAUCUGGAAGUUCUCCACGUACCUGGAUUUAGGCUAUGUGUCCACAUGUCUGGAGCACCUCCUCUUUGACCACAAGUACUGGCUCAACUGCAGAUUGGUGGAUGACACAGAGAUCCAAGUGUCUGUGGAUGGCAGUCACCUGGAGGCCAUGUACCUGGACCUCCUGCUGCAAGAAGGUCACUUUUUCUGCAGAGCCAUGUGCUCUGUGGCUCAGCCAACUGAGACGGAAGGGGAGUAUUUGACUCUUUGUAAGAAUGAGCUAAUCUCUGUGAUCUCUGAAGGCCAAUCUGAGUGGGAAGGCAUAUCCUUAGUGACCGGUCAGAGGGGCCUGGUGCCUAUGUCAGCCCUGGAGCCCCUGCCUGUCCCUUUCCAUCAAUGGUUCCUAAAGAAUUAUCCGGGAAUCUGUGGUCUUCCUGGGAAGAUGGAUUGGACAGGCUCCUGUCAGAUUGGCAGAGGAAGAUGCAAGGCCACGAAGGAUUAUGAGCAGGAAGAAAAGGAUGAAUUGAGUUUCCUUCAGGGAGAAAGCAUCGAGAUCAUUGGCUUUGUCAUACCUGGGCUUCAGUGGUUCAUCGGGAAGUCAGUGAGCUCAGGAGAAGUGGGCUUUGUCCCUGCCGGAAGCAUAGAUCCCGAUUCAUUGUCUCCGAUGAGCAAGAACUCUGCGUUUUUCAGUGAGGAAGAAAGAUGCUCUCUGUGGGCCCCGGGAAGCGACAAGAAGGCUGAGUGCGCUAGCUUCCUCAGCAUGCUGGCUCACACUGACAUCGCUUCUGUCUACCGGCUUAGUGAGUCUGAAUCCAUCCAGAAUCUGCCGAACGAUCUGAGCGCAUCCCAGCCUGAGGGCUUCAAGGAGGCCAGGCCUGGUGGAACCUGGAAGGAGUGGCAGACUGUAGGCUCCAGACGGUCCAGCAGCUCCGCGGGCUCCAGCCUGGAGGAGGAGCUCCUCUCAGCCUCCUCAGACAGCUAUCACUUGCCAGAACCUGAUGACCUUGAUGACCCAGAACUGUUCAUAGACCUAAACACCAGUCAGGAGGAGGAUGAUGUCGAGAACUUUGGCCCCAUAUUGGCUUUCCUGGAUCAUGAAGGUUACACUGACCACUUUAAGAGCCUCUAUGAUUUCUCCUUCUCUUUCCUUACUUCCUCCUUUUAUAGCUUCUCUGAGGAGGAUGAGCUAAUGGCCUACCUAGAAGCCUCAAGAAAGUGGGCCAAGAUGAGCCACAUGACCUGGGCCCAUGCCCGGCUCUGCUUCCUCUUGGGCCGGCUGAGCAUCAGGAAGGUCAAGCUUUCACAGGCCAGAGUGUACUUUGAGGAGGCUAUCUGUGUCCUCAAUGGGGCAUUCAAGGACCUCUCCCUGGUGACUGCUCUGUACAUCAAUUUGGCAGCCAUCUACCUAAGGCAGAGGCUGAGGCAUAAAGGCUCAGCCCUUCUUGAAAAGGCAGGUGCUCUGUUGGCCUGCCUGCCUGACCGCGAGUCCAGUGCCAAGAAUGAGUUUGAUGUGGUGGCCUAUGUGCUGCGCCAGGGGAUUGUGGUGGGCAGUAGCCCUCUGGAGGCCAGGGCCUGCUUUCUGGCCGUCCGAUUGCUCCUGAGCCUUGGCCGGCACGAGGAAGUUCUGCCCUUCGCAGAGCGCCUGCAGCUCCUCUCUGGACACCCUCCUGCUUCAGAUACCAUAGCCACCAUGUUGAGUUUUCUGUAUAACAAGAAAUAUCUUCCACAUCUUGCAGUGGCCUCUGUUCAGAAACAUGGUCUCCACAGUGCCCAGGGAGUGUCUCUUUCCAUUUGGCAGGUCUACUUGGUCCUCCAGAAUGCCACCAAAAUCCUUGGUCUUCCUUCCUUAGGCUAUGGUGAAGUUUCUGCACUGGCCUGCCCGACACUCAGGCAGGCACUGAUGACCUGUGAGGAGCAGACUGACCUGAGCACCCAGAGGACCUUGUGUCUUAUCCUGUCCAAAAUGUACCUUCAGCACAGGUCUCCUGAUGGUGCUGUCUACUAUCUGAGGCAGGGUCUGGUGCUAGGGAAGCAGCUAGGUGAGCAGGAAGCCUUUGAGUCUUCUCUUUGUCUGGCAUGGGCUUAUCUCUUAGCCAACCAGACAAAGAAGGCUUUGGAUAUCCUUGAACCACUGUUGUGCUCCCUGAGGGAGUCGGAGUGUAUCACCCAAAAGGGAGUGGUCCAUAACCUCCUGGGACUUGUGCUUCAAGGUGAAGGCCAGACAAGCAGGGCAGCCAAGAGCUAUCUCCGGGCCUUGACUAGAGCUCGGGAGAUGGGGAAUGUGCGUAACCAGGCAGUGUCCAUGGCCAAUCUCGGCCACCUGAUCCUCAAGUCCUGUAUGCAGCAGUCAGCCAGAGGCUAUCUCCUACAGGCUGUCCGGCUCUACUCUGAACUCCAGGCCAGCAAGGAAACAGACAUGGAAAUGGUACAAGUGCUUCUCUGGUUGGCCCAAGUUCUGGUGUCUGGACACCAGCUGACCCACAGCCGCCUUUGUUAUGAAAUGGCAUUGUUGUUUGGCUUAAGACACCAACACCUAAACAGUCAGCUUCAGGUCACCAAAUCCCUCUGCCAUUUCUAUAGCUCUGUGUCCCCAAAUCCUGAGGCAUGCAUCACCUACCAUGAACACUGGCUGGUCCUGGCUCAGCAGCUCAGGGACCGGGAGAUGGAGGGGAGGCUACUGGAGUCCCUUGGGCAGCUUUAUCGGAACCUAAGCACGGCCAGGUCCCUCAGGAAGUCCCUCAGUUGCAUCAAGGAGAGCCUGCGGAUAUUUGUUGACCUAGGGGAGCGAGACAAGGCUGCUGAGGCCUGGCUGGGUGCUGGGCGCCUCCAUUACCUCAUGCAAGAGGAUGAGCUGGUGGAACUGUACCUGCAGGCGGCCAUCCAGACUGCCCUGAGAUCGGAGGAGCCCUCCCUGGCUCUCAAGCUCUAUGAAGAAGCAGGUGAUGUGUUCUUCAAUGGGACCCGCCACAGAUAUCGCGCUGUGGAAUAUUACCGGGCUGGGGCUGUGCCUUUAGCACGGAGAAUGAAGGCACUGAGAAUUGAACUGCGGAUCUUCAACAAGCUGACAGAGCUGCAGAUCAGCCUCGAGGGCUAUGAAAAGGCUUUGGAAUUUGCCACCCUGGCCACCAGGCUGAGUGUUCUUACAGGCGAUCAGAAGCAGGAGCUGGUGGCCUUCCACCGCCUGGCUACUGUGUACUACUCCCUGCACAUGUACGAGAUGGCUGAGGACUGCUACCUAAAGACUCUGUCCCUCUGCCCAUCAUGGCUGCAGAGUCCCAAGGAGGCACUGUACUAUGCCAAGGUGUAUUGUCGCCUGGGCAGACUCACCUUCCACCAGCUGAAGGAUGCCCACGACGCCACGGAAUACUUCCUGCUGGCGCUAGCAGCCGCCGUCCUGUUGGGUGAUGAGGGGCUGCAAGACACCAUUAGGAGCAGGCUGGACAACAUCUGCCAGAGCCCUUUGUGGCACAGUAAUCCGUCGGGGUGCUCCUCAGAGAGGGCACGGUGGCUGAGUGCUGGGGGACUGGCCCUCUGAGGAGACUUGUCCCGUUUCUGACUACUUGCCAUGACUGAAUGCUCCCUUCCUGUCCCAGGCUCUUAGACCCUCACUGGGAAAUUGUAGGUGGUACCUUUCUCCCGUGUUCUCAGGGAAAGAGCCCUCCCAUUGCCAGUGGAGGACCUUAUAGUUUCUAUAGUUUCUUUUCUUCUUUUUUUUUUUUUUCUCUUUAAAACAAAAGAAGAGCCGGGCAUGG